Molecule: messenger RNA, 525 nt
Organism: Juglans microcarpa x Juglans regia
Lineage: Eukaryota; Viridiplantae; Streptophyta; Magnoliopsida; Fagales; Juglandaceae
Product: NAC transcription factor 25-like
Exons: 2
Coding region: 1-525 (174 amino acids)
Biological process (GO): regulation of DNA-templated transcription
Molecular function (GO): DNA binding
Source: RefSeq, a predicted model, not a curated record
AUGACUGAUAUUGUAUCUAGAAACGGUAAUGGGAAGAGAAUCAAAAGGGAUAUAGAAGGGGAUGCUGAUGGAGGUUGGUGGAAGGCUAACGCCGGAGACAUUGAAAUUAAAGACUCAGAGGGCCACCUCGUGGGUUACAUGAAGUCGCUCACCUUCCUUAAAUACAGAAACAAAGAACGAAUCCGGAAAGAAGCAACCAAAACCGACUGGAUUAUGCACGAAUACAGGCUAGCUUCCGAUGCUAAAUUUCAAAGCUGGACUUUAUGUCGAAUAAGGUACCGUGGUCCGAGGACUGACCCAUCAAUAUCGGAACAAGCAUUUUUGGAUGCGAGGAUCACUGAUAUUCCGUCAUCGGAACAAGCUGCUAAUUUUUCGGAAGUAUCAAUAUCGGAUCAAUUACAAGCACAAGAUGAAAUCGAUGCCAUUCUUAAUAUGCCCCCAGAUAACCUUCAAGCAUUCUUGGAGAGUCUUUUAGUACUUGGAGACAAGUCCAUGCAUUCUUGGCCUAGCCUGCGGCUUAAUUAA